AUGCCAAGCUCCAGAGCCUCAGAGAACAAAACCCAGAUGGGUUUGUGUCUUCUUCAAACCAACCCAUCUUCUUCUAGUGAGAGAAGAGGGCGAAAAAAGCAAGGAGAAGCAGGAAGAUUUCUGGGGGUGAGAAGACGACCUUGGGGAAGAUAUGCUGCAGAAAUUAGAGACCCCGCAACUAAAGAAAGGCACUGGCUUGGGACUUUUGAUACUGCUCAAGAAGCUGCUUUAGCUUAUGACAGAGCUGCUUUGUCCAUGAAAGGAUGCCAAGCAAGAACCAACUUCGUAUACACUACUGACAAUACAACCUUUGACAAUACUCUUCUUUGUCCCUUUGAUGUUCAGCUUCAGUCACUCUUUAACACUACUCAGAUGAAACAGUCAAUCAACCAGAACAGGCCACCUCAGCUUUCUGAGACUUCCCAGAUUGAGACUACUGCUGCAUGUGAUUCUUCUUCAGCUCAGGAGGCUGAUAGCUUACUCUUCUUCUCCAAUGGUGAUUCUAAGUCAGGUUACUUGGAAUGCAUAGUUCCUGAUGUCUGUUUCAGACCACCACCAUCUUCUUCUAAUGAUAGCAACAGUUCAAACUCCAUAAAGAACAAUGGUGCCUUAAUUCCCUGUGCCGAUGCAAAUGACCAAAAGAUAUCUCAAGAAGCUGUGAAGAACAUGGCCUCAAGCUAUGGAAAUUUCACCUAUCCAAAUGAACUCGGGCAAGAAACAUUCUGGGACUGGAGCUGCAGUGAACUUGCUGCUAUAUUUAACAGUCCAUUAAAGGUUGAAGACACAGACACUUCAAGCUGCGGGAUAAUCUCUCAGGCUGCUGCAACUGCUCCAUCAACCACUUAUGCUCCAUCACUUCCUUCAUUUGAUGUUGAUUUGGCAUACACACUCUUCUGAUCAGCUCUGGUUGAUCUUUUUAUGUUGGAAUAAAUUAAAACCCUGGUUUGGCCAAUAUGAUCUCAAGUUAUCAGUUGUAUCAGUUUACUACUUGGAAGUUAAUUAGAUAUAUCAGCUCUUGUAAGGGUCAUAUAGUAUCAAAUCUAAGUUGGAAACACAAGAUCAAACUUUCAAGUGUAAAAUGAUAUGCAAAAAAUGGAUCUUUGAAAGAUUCAAGGGAUACAUUGGAACAAGAUGAAUAUGGAA
Molecule: messenger RNA, 1143 nt
Organism: Neltuma alba
Lineage: Eukaryota; Viridiplantae; Streptophyta; Magnoliopsida; Fabales; Fabaceae
Product: ethylene-responsive transcription factor ERF086-like
Exons: 1
Coding region: 1-897 (298 amino acids)
Biological process (GO): regulation of DNA-templated transcription
Molecular function (GO): DNA-binding transcription factor activity; DNA binding
Source: RefSeq, a predicted model, not a curated record